Cinara cedri is the source of this 12335-nucleotide messenger RNA. Lineage: Eukaryota; Metazoa; Arthropoda; Insecta; Hemiptera; Aphididae. The record is from the annotation of a GenBank genome assembly.
AUGACCUUUAAUUAUCUACAAGUGUAAAAUUGUUGAUUCCUUUAUAGAUUACUACAUAUUAUAUUCUUUGUUCUUAGGCAUUAGGUAUACAAUUUGUAUUAUAGCUAUUAUUGCCGGAUUAAAUUAAACUUCAAUGUUGCGCUUGUGUACAUAUACAUUUAUUUAUAUUGUUUUAAUAGGAAAUUUCAAAUGAAUUAUGGCUAACACGUAUGAAGAAUUUUUCGAUGAAGAUGAUGACUUGUUAGCUUCUGUAUUAGAAGAAAAUUUAAGGUAAACUGGAAAUAUAAAUAUAUAUUUAUUUCUAAACUAUAUAAUUUUGGUAAUCAUAAAAUGAGAAUUUAAUUAAUAGUAAAUUUCCCAUCAAUAAUUUAAAUUUCAGACCUAACACUGAAGGUCGAACUACAACACAGUUUGGUGUAGAUAAAAGAAUUGGUAUUCCUAAUAAAAAUAGCAAUGAAAAAAAAGUUAUUUCAACUAUAGUGGAUUUAUGUGAAUCGCCCAAGAAAAAUACAACGGUACAAAGCAGAUUAUCUCAUUUUUUUAAAAAGCCUAUAAGUAAUGACAUGUAUGAAAAAAAAGCGAAUAGUGAACAAGAAAACCAAAUGGAUGAAUCAUGUUUUAAAAUUAAUUCUUCAUCAACUGUACAUAAUAAUGAAGACAAUAUUGUUAGCAGUUCGUGAGUUAUUAAUCUAUUUUUUUUAUUCUAAAUAUUACUCAAUAAAACUAAAUUAUUUACAUUUAAUUGUUUUUUUUUUUAGUCCAGCCAUUUUCCAUAAAGGACAAGAUGCAGAAGGGUUUCAUCUAUCUUCCGGCUCAAAUUAUGUAUAUCCAUCAAAUUAUCCAGUUAGGGAAUACCAAAUGAAUAUCAUUGAAACAGCAUUAUUUAACAAUACACUAGUCAGUUUGCCAACUGGUAAUUUUGUUUUAUAUCUACUGUAGGAUGGUCCUUAUUUUACCAAUUAUUUUCCUUUCUUUUCCCUUUAGAACACCUGCCUAUUUUGUACCAUAUAAUAAAAAAAUAUCAUCCACGUUUGAGAAUAUUUGGAUAAUAUUUUAAUAUUUUGUAACAAAAAAAUUGUUUGAAAUCAUUGAACGUAUUGUACAAACGACCACAGGUUGUUUAGAAUAAUUUUUUUAACAUUAAAAACAAAAGACUUAUUUUAAUCCUAAGACCUUAAUGUCUUUUUUGAUACCAUUUACAUGGGGAUUAGAUUGAUCAAGAAUUUCAGAAAUCAUCUGAAACUAAUAUUUCUGUAUGUAAUUACCAAAUAUUUUUAUAUUAAAAUAGUUUAAUUUAUAAUAUUAAUACAGUACAGUUGAGUUUCAACUUAAACCUUGAUUACCCAAAAAACUUGACAAUUCAAACUACACAUUUUUUUUUGCCUCCUUGAAAUUCUUGUAAAACUCAUCUUGUAUGUCUCUUAAAUAUAAAAUAGUGAUAAAUAGCUUAGCUGUAAUAAUAAAUAGUUUAUUAAUUUCUUUGAAAAUAUCCCCAUAUAUGGUAACAAAAGAAAAAUUAAAAUAGGCCUUUUAUUUUUUUUAGUAAAAAUAUCAAUUUUAAAUGAUCUGUGGCCAUUAAUACACUAUUUUCAUUGAUUUCAUGUAAUAUUUUUGAUAUUAAAUAUAAAAAUGCAGUGCACCUCUACUAGAUAUUAUUCGAAUGGCCUCAAACUUUUAGAAUGUAUUUUUUUAUUGUAGAGUACAAGAUAGGUGGGUGUCCUGAAGGAAAUUUUAAAGCUGGCAAAAUAAGGACUACCCUAAUAUAUGUUUAUUAUAUAUUAAAUAUAAUGAACUUAAUUAAGUAUACAUUAUUAAAUUGUAUAGAUUAUAAAUAAAUUACAUUAAAUAGUUAUAAAUUAAUUUUUUUUCUUAGGAAUGGGAAAAACAUUUAUAGCAGCUGUGGUCAUGUAUAAUUUUUAUCGAUGGUAUCCCAUUGGUAAAAUAGUAUUUAUGGCUCCAACAAGACCUUUAGUCACUCAACAAAUUGAAGCAUGCCAUUCAAUAAUGGGUUUUCCUAGAGAUGUAACAUUUGAAAUGACUGGUUAGUAGUUUUUUUUUCGGAAUGUUAUAAUCUAUUUAAAAAUCUAAUAUAAUAAUUUUAAAGAAAUCAUUGUUGUGUAUUUUAACACAAUAGCACAAUAACAUGAAUAUAAUUUGUUCAUAAGUCUGGUGAAUGAUGACAGAUCUAAUAUCAAACAUUAUUAUUAUUUCCCUUUCGUUUGUUCUUUCUUAGGUUUUUUGAAUCCUUAAUCAUUUCUAAAUUACAGGAAUACUCCAAAAGUUUUAUAAUUUAAAAACCCCACAAUUUUAGACUAAGAAUGUCAAUCAACCUGCUAUUUAAUAAAUACAUUUUUUGGGCAAGUAAUGCAGCUUUUAGCAUUCUUUGCUAAAAGAAUUAAAAAAGAAGUUUUGUUUAUUAUAAUAAAUUCUAUUGAUUUUAAUAAUAUAUCAAGAAAUUUUGUUGGUACAAACUGGUGUAAAUUUUCCCUUGAAAAUCAAUGAAUUUGAGAAAUUUUUUAGAGUAACCGGUAUUAAAAUUAACAAAUUGUUUUACAUAUGUUGCAAACUAUUUACACCAGUUUCUUCCCCACUCAUUUCAUAAUAAAUUACAGAAACAGAUAAAUGAUAAUAACUUAAUUGAUAACAAUUAAUAUUCAAAUUAAUUAUUAGUUAUUACUUAUGUGAUAAUAAGCGAGAAAUAGAAAGUAUAGGGAAUAAUUAAUUAAUAUUGAUAGUAUUAUCAUUGUAAUUUUUGACUAUAGCGGGGAUCACCGAUUGGUGUAAAAUAAUUUGUAUCAAGUGUUAAUAAACCAGUACUAAGUGUAUCGGUACACUAGUUUGCAUUAACAAAGUUCUUGCAUCUGUUACUUUUGUUUUAUAUUGUGCUCUAGUAAAAUAUUUAUUUGAAUAUGAUUAAACUGUUUAAUUUGUGAAUCAACGCUAUUUAAAUUAUAAGCACUAGUGGUGUCCCACCAUUGUUUGAGAAUAUAGGAACAUAAAUAACUGUUAUAAAUAACUUAAAAUUUAAAAUAUCUUGUGUAACUAAAGAAUUUUAAGAUACUGAUGAUGGGGGGAAGGGUUUUUUAAAUAGUUAAACAUUCAGAUAAAUAAUAUUAUAUAAUAUUCUUCUUAACCACCAUUAAAUUGAUUAAUUAUAUAAUUUGCCAUUAAAUAUAUUAAUAAAUAAUAAUAAUAAAAAACUAAUUUAUCAUGAAAUUAUUUUCAGGUAAUAUUUCCCCAGAACAAAGAUAUUUAGCUUGGAAGAAAUACAGAGUAUUUUUUCUUACACCUCAAGUUAUGGUAAAUGAUUUGAACCUUAAUAAAUGUCCAUCAAAUAUGAUAAAAUGUGUUAUAGUUGAUGAAGCACACCGUGCAACAAAAGAUUAUGCUUAUGUUCAGGUAAUUUUUUUAAAUUAUAUAACAUAUAGGUAAUCUAUUAUAUUAACAAUUAUAUUAUUAUAAUUCCAAUAGGUUUUAAAAUAUUUACGUAAACAAAAUCAAAUUUUUAGAAUAGUUGGAUUAUCAGCCACUCCUGGUACAACAAUAGAGACAGUUGUACAAGUAAUACAAAAUCUAAAUAUAUCAAAAUUAGAAUUCAGGACAGAUGAAUGUCCCGAUGUAAUGAAAUAUACUAAUAAAAAAGAUGUACAGUGUAUACCAGUUAAACUUACAAAUGCUAUUUUGCAAAUACGUUCUCAAUUUUUGGCGGUAAGUAUAAUUUAUCAUGUUAAAGUGUUUUAAAAACCUGAGAAUAAUGGGAAAUAAUAGGUAUGAGUUAUUAUAAAUAUUGAAAAUUACAACUAUUCAUUGAUUUUGAUAACUUCAAAUACAAUUUAAAGUUUUAAAAUGUAUAAUAUAUGUACAAUAAUAUUUUUUUAAAAUAUACUAUUUUAUAAUUUUUUUAAAUUUUUAAUAUUUGUAUUUUUAAUUUUUUGUGAGAGCAAUUCAAAAUUUGUUGAUUUGAAGUUUGCAAAAUAUAUUAAUUUUUAUUUUAAUUUUUUACAGAUAUAUGAUAAUUAUUCAAGGCGGUUAAAACAGUAUGGAGUACUUCCUGGAAACAUAACUAAUUUAUCAAAAUUUCAAGUGUGUAAACAUUUUAAUUUAUUUUAUCAAUAAAAUAAUUUGUAUAUCUUCCAAUUAGUGUUUAAUAUUUAACAAUUUUUUUUUUUUAAAGUUUAAUUGAUUUAAUAUUUUAGAUAUUAACUGCAAAACAAAAAUUUUUGACCAGUAAUUUGUUUCGUGAAAUGCCAAAAUCUCUUGUUGGAUGUUUAAUUAAUGAUUUUACUGUUUGUAUAUCAUUAGCUUAUACCUUAGAAUUAUUGACUAUUUAUGGUAUCAAAGUUUUCUAUUUGCAGUCUUUAGGUAAUAAAAAUGAGUUCUCCAAAAAUAGUCCUAAAUUUAUACUUUAUAAUAUAAAUUUUAAUAUUUAAUAUUUUUUUUUAUUUUAAUUUAGAACUUGCAGAGAAUCACAAAUGUUUAUCGAAUGAUGCAACUUUUCAAAGUAUUUUACACAAUAUAAACAAAGAAUUAAAUUUGCAGGUUAAUUAAAUGUCAUUAUAAUUAUUUUUAUUCUAAUUUUUAAGUUAUAUUUCUUAUAGGAUUUAACUUGGAGUCACCCCAAGCUUUCUGAAUUAAAACAAAUUGUUCAAAAUUAUUUUAGCAGUGAAGAUGUACAAUCAAAUAGCAAGAUAAUAAUAUUCUGCCAGGUAAAAUAUAUAUUUUUUUAUAAAGUCAAUUAUUGGAAAUUUUAUGAUUAAUUUAGUUUAUAACUUUAAAGUUUAAAUAUUCUGUCCAAUUUGAUGAUGAUACCUAAUGUUAAAUAUUUAAGAAAUAUUUGAAAACUAAUAUCUAUUAGUUAAUUUCUUCUAUAAAUUAAUAGUACCCAUUUAUAAACAUACAAUAUUAUUAAUUUAUUAUGCUAUAGAUGGCAUUUUCAUGAUUUAAAAUGGGUUACUGAAAUUUUGGAAACAUAAAACCACUUACCUUUAUUUUAUAUACAUUUUUAUUUUCUAUUAUCGGUAAUUAUUAUUUUUUUGUUAAUAUAAAUCAUUAUAAAAUCAUAAAAUAAAUUUACAUUUAAGACUUGCUUAACAAUUACUGAUAUUUAUAAAUACAGAAUACCAUUACCUAUAUGAUUUCAAUUUAAUUUCUCUUGGGAUUGUUUUAAUAUAAAUAUUAAAUUUUAAAGUAUUUUUAAGAUAACCAACUAAUCUUGUUUGGUUAUCAGUCAUAAACUCAGUGUUAAAAUUAGAUAAAUGUUAACAGUGAAGUGUUAUCAGUUUCAAGUACCUAUUGCAUUAAAUACCUAUUGAUUGUUAUGUAUUAUUUUAACAGUAUCGGUUGGUUGUAGUUGAAGUUUUUGAACUAUUAAAAACUUUUGGCUCAUCUGUGAAGCCUGUCAUGUUUGUUGGACAAUCACUCAAGGAAAAAGGAGGGUUACCUCAAAAAAAACAAUUGGAGGUUAAUAAAAAUGAAUAAUUUAGUAGAUAACUACAUCUAGAAUUAUGCAUUUUAUUUUAUGAACUAAUAAUUAUUUUUUUGAAUAGGUGAUGAACCGGUUUAAACGAGGAGAUUUCAAUGUAUUAAUUGCCACCAGUGUGGCUGAAGAAGGCUUAGAUAUUGGUGAAGUGGAUUUAAUAAUUUGUUUAGAAGCUAACAGGUCUCCAAUCAAGUUUAUACAAAGACUUGGUCGUACUGGACGGAAAAGAUCUGGCAAAUGUAUAACUUUAUUGACUGAAGGAAAAGAACAAAUGGUAUGAAUAAUAUUAUGUUAUAUGCAUACAAUGUGAUUUAAAAUAUGUUACAGCUAUGCAAUAUAAAUAUUAAAAAUAGAGAAAAAUGUAUAAUACAAAAAUUUGUUGAGACAUUUAAAAUGAUAUUUGUGUAUUUAUAUUAUAUUGGGCGUACAAAUAGAAAAAUGCCGUUUUUCUCAUAAUUUAAGGGUUUAUUGUAAAAAACUCUUUACAUACUCAUUCUUCAAAAUACUUUCCAUCACUAGCCACAAUUUUCUGCCAUUUUUGUGGCAGCUUCUCAAUUCCUCGUCGAAAAAAUUGUUUGUCUUUUGACACGAUCCAUGAAUCGAUCCAAUUUUUGGCUUCGGCGUAAGAACGAAAGUGCUGUUCGGCCAGGUCAUGCGUCAUCACUCGGAAUAAGUAGAAAUCAGAAGGGGCGAUGUCAUGGGAGUAUGGCGGGUGGGGUAGUAUGUCCCAUUUCAAAAUUUCCAGGUAUGUUUUCACGACCUUGGAAGUAAGCGUUAUCAUGCAGAAAUAUUAUCUUAUCGUGUCUUUCCGAGUAUUGCGGGCGUUUUUCCUUCAACGCUCGACUCAAACGUUUAAGUUGCGUCCGAUAGAGGGCUCCUGUAAUGGUUUCGCCUGGUUGCAAGAGUUCAUAGCACACUACGCCAAGCUUGUCCCGCCAAAUACACAGCAUCAGCUUCGAGCCAUGAAUGUUUGGUUUCGCUGUCGAAGUCGAUGAAUGGCCGGGAAGCCCCUACGAUUUUUUCCGCUCCGGGUUAUCAUAGUGUAUCCACUUUCAUCGCCAGUCACGAUGCGAUGCAAAAAACCCUUUCUGUUUUGCUGUUGGAGNCAUACGGCACCCAAUGUCCCAGUUUUUGGAUCAUUCCUAAUCAUUUUAAGCGAUGAAAAACAGCUUGCUGAGUCACGCCCAAUAAAUUUGCAAGUUCCCAUUGCGUUCUACAAGAAUCUUCAUCCAACAAAGUCUCCAAUUUUGCGUCCUUAAACUUUUUCACGGGUCCGGGUCCGGGUCCUUGUCUUCUACGUCAUAUUCACCAUUUUUAAACUUAUGAAAUCAUCCCCGACACGUUCUUUCACUAAUACAAUGUUUACCAUAAGUUUCUACAAUCAUUCCUGAGCUGCAUUUUUUUUUGAAUGAAAUGCAAAAAGUAAAACUUCCCGCAAAUGAUUCUUACUCGGCUUUUCGCCAUUGUCGUGAAUGAACAAAACAAAGCACAGUAAAAAUAGAUGAGCGAGAUUUUGUAGAGUUGUUGACUGAUGUCUCAACUGGCUAUGUAUCUUAUCGCACUUAUCUUAUCUUAUCUUAUGUUUCUUAUUGCACUUAUCGAUAGAUUGACCUUGCUGGUGCAACCUAUGGGAAAACUGCAGUUUUCUAUAUGUGUAACCAAUAUAUGUAUAUUUAUAUUUAAGUUUUUUAGGGAAGGUUUUUGGAUCAAUUUUGAAAUUUAAAUGAAAACUAUCAUUUUUUUGGGUAAUUCAAAUUUUUAAUUUAUUUGAAAUGAUGAUUGUGAGUAAUUUAAGUUAAUAAUAAUUAAGCUAUUGCUGUUAUUAAUAGUUUGGUGGAAGCACUGGAUGUGCAUUGUAUGAUAAGUGUGAUGUCAUUAACUAUUUGUUAGCAUGCAGUUAAAAUAAAAUUUAAUUUUUAAAAAAGUAGGAUAUACUUCCCUUAUGGGUAUAACUACUGUUGUAGGUACUUAUGAAAAAACUAUUCUGAGUGGAAUUUGAUUAAUAGUGUUGCUUUAUCAACAAUAUAUAUUUCAAAUUAUGGUAAAAUAUUUAAAUACGUAUUAAAUAUUUUCUUUAAUUUAUAUAUUUGUUUAAUAUUGUACCUAUUUUCCUAUCUUCCACAGUUUAUAGGAUUAGGUACACAUGUAUACAACCUUAUUUAGGUGUUUGAAGAUGCAAAUACAGCUGUUUUCACUCAUUAUCUGUAUCAUAGUUUAUUAAAUUUUUUUAGAUUCUGAGAUGAGCGAGGAAUGUAUUGACUUUAAAAGUAUGUCUAUUUAUUGUUUUUUGUGAAUAACUUUUCUACUAGAAAUUUUCAUCCUAUUUUCAAGUGUAGCACUUUUUCUGAAAGGAAAUCUGACUAAGGUAGUACAUUGAGGAAGUUAUUUUUUGAUUUUCCCAGGAGUUUUUAUAAAACUGUUAAAUUUACAUACACAUAUAAAAGAAAAUUUACUUCUAAUACAUCUAAUACAUCUUGUACAGAAAUACAUUCAAUUUCUUCCUUUAUUUUCCCAAUUUCUCACCUACAACAGUAGCCCACCCAUCAAUGGACAAAUAUGUGCAUUUAGUUUUUUUAUCGCCAUUUUUUUCUUUAUGAUUAUGUAAUAUAUUUUUAUAUUUUAAUUAUUAGAAUUAGUUGUAUUAUAAUGUUAGUUGAAGAUUUUUUUAAAAGAAAGUUUAAUAAAUGUUUUAUUUAGAAAUACAAGUCUAGUGUUACUUCCAGUAAAACUCUUGUAUAUAAAAUGCUGAAAAACAAUACAGUUCUUUCAAAUUUAGCUCCAGAAGGACCACGAUUGAUUCCAAAAUGUAAGGGUCAUAUGCUUAAUUAUUUUUUUUUAUUUAAUCAAUAAUAUUACACUUACAUACAAAACAUAUUACUUUAUUAAAAUUCAACCUCAUUGAUGUCAAAAAUGAUGUUCAAAUAUUAUUAGAUAUCAAACCACAACGUUUAAUGAUUUAUGUAAAACCACCAGAAAAUUGUUUACCAAAAAAUAAAAAAGGAAAAUAUAUACACAAAGAUAAUAAUAUACUUCAAUAUGUUGCACCAAAUAAUGAGGAAGAUGAUGAAGAAGAAAUACUAAAUGUUUUCCAAAAUAAUAAAGGUAUAAAAUAAAUUAUUUUUAGGGCCAGUUAAGAUAUUUUUGAGAGCCUCUCUUGUAUUUAAUUAGUCAGUACCUAAGUGGUAGAUUAAGUCAGUUUAAAAGAUUCAACAAUAGUACUCAUAAGCCAUAACAAACAGAUGUUUUAGACAUAAUUAGUAUAACUUCUAUUCAUUACUACUGAAAAUCUUUAAGUAAAUAAUUUAUGUUAUUAAGAUGAAUUUGCAUUUUUUAACAUUUACAUUCUUAGAAGAAUAUUCAGUGAUUGUUAUAAUAAUUAUUUAUACUUAUAUAUUUCAGAUAAACCUAAAAGAAGAUUGAAAAAACGAAAAAACGAUGAAUUAGAGCUAAAUGACAAACAAACAGAAGCUAAAUCACCAACAAGUUGGUAUUUUAGUAAUAAUUCAUUUGAUAAUGAUUUAAAUGUACCAGAAAGUAUAAACACACCACUUGCUAUAUCUGAAAGUAAUUCUAAUGAUGAACAAUGUUUCAUUGCUGAGGAAAAAGUUUUUAAGGAAUGGAUUGAGUCAUGCGAACAGUCCAAUUCUGUAUUACUCAAUAAUAAUUUUUUUGAACUGUUAAAUUUAUUUACUGAUUCAUUAACAGCUGUUAAUGUAUAUGAUGGCAAAUCUUUGAAGUUAAGUACUGAAAAUGAACAGAAUAUCCAGUUUACAAAGAAUGCCAAUGUCAGUAGCAUAGACUUAACAACUCCAAGGAUUUAUGAAAAUGGACAGCCAUUAAGAAACAUGAUUAAUUGUGUAAUGGGAGACAACAUUAAGGACUCCAAAGACCUAAAAAUAAUAACUAACACAAUAGAUACUGAUUUAGAAGAGUUUAUUAGCAGUCAAAGAGUUGACAUUGGUGAACACAAUGGUAUGACUAAAUCGAUUAUUUGGGAUUGUGGGCAAAAGUCGGACAUGAUGGAUUGUAAAUACAAUGAAAGUAAGCUCUGUGUGGAACAAACUGAUUACAAAAAUAAUGUAUUGGAAACAAUGGUAGAUUUCGUUGAUGAUGAUAAUGAUGGUGAUAAUGAUGAUGAUGAUGAUGAUGAUGAUGAUGAUGAUGAUGAGUGUGCAAAAAAUAUCGAUUUUGGAGAUAUGUUUAAAAGUCAAAAAGCGGACUGUUACAUUGAAGAGUGUAUGAAUAAAAUCAGUGAGUGUACACUGUCCAAUGUAAACGAUAAUGAUGAUGAUGUUAUUUCCAUUAGCGAUUCACCUGAUUUUUUCACUGGUAAGUUGCCGAAAAUAACAACUCCAACAAAACUAAAUGACUGCUUUGGUGCUGCAGUUAUUUCUACUACUACCGAAAUUGAAGUUACCAAUCUAUGUUCACCAUCGCCGCCAGAUUCGGUAGUAGUCAAAUCAAUGAAACAUGAUAUAUCUCCAACUAAUAAAAAUAAUUAUUUGGCUUCAUGUAAUGGUGUUCAAAAGAAUAAAAGUGCUGUAGAGUCACCACGAUAUGGCCAUGAAGAUGACAAUGACAUGAAUUUUAUGUUUCUUGAUUACUUUAGUGGCAAUAUGGAUGUUUUUACACAAAAAGAAACAGGGAGCAGAAGUAGUGCAAAUGUUGAAGUUUUCACUCAAAAACAAGAGUUAGUUGGCAGUGUAUGUAGCGAAGCCAUCAAAGUUUCCACCCAAAAAGAAAUUGCUGGCAGAAGUGGUGACAACGUUUUGGUGGAAAUACCGGUGGUAGCAUUGGCUUCAAAACCACAGUUUUCAGGUCAACAGCGUGUCAAAAAAGUAUCAUCACCAAUAACCAUCAAACCUUGUGUAAACACCGGUGGUGAUUCAUUAAAAGAGGUGCAGGAGGUGUCCAUUUCGCAGUCAUACAGAAACAGUUUGGUGCCGUUCAACAUCAUGAAAGCGUGCAAUUUGUUGAAGCCGGGCUUUAGUCUCAAGCGAAGUACAGCGGCAUCUACAGUGGCCAAUGCGGCGGCUAUAAUAACUAAGGCAGCGAAUAGGACAACCAAGGCAUUGGAAACCGGUGUGACGACCAAAGCAUCAGCAGCGGCUUUUGUGCCUGCCGUUCAGCAAGCAACCGGUCAUGACGACAUGUCUCCCAUAUACCCUUCUGGACGAUGGCGGCGGCAAUCGAUAGUUUUCUCGCAGUCCACGCCUAAAGUUACCACAAAUGCUUUGCAAGCCAUUAAGCGGUCGCGAGAAUCCUCCGCUACUGAAACCAUAUUGAAUUUUUUGACGUCCAGUAGCGACGAGGACGAUGAAGAUGCAAAAAUUUUCGUUGAUGGUGAUAAAACAACCAUCGGCCGUCAUCUUAUAGCGAAGAAACGACGACAGAAACCAAAAAAGGUUAGUUUAACUUUUUUUUUCUUUCCAAAAUUUUCAGCUCCUUCCCCAGAAAAUUAAUCUUUGCCAGCAUUAAAUACCUUUCAGAAACUCGUGUUCAUUGACGACGAAGCAGAGGUCAGUAAUUGCGGUGACCCAGCUAUGGUGGCUGUUGAUAGCAGUGGUACUAGUAGCUCAUCCCAUGAUGAUGAGUUCGAUUCUAGUUUCAUUGAUGAUGAUCAAGACAAAUCCGGACCAUCCACUAGUAUGACAAAACAGUAUUUGCAAUCAGUAAGGUAUGUGUAGUGUUUGUAUUCAGUUUUUUCUGAAGGGGAGGUGACAAAUUUGUUUGUUAAAUACUGUUUUAAGACCCUAAAUCUAUUUUAUUUAAAGUUACUAUAUUCCUGAUAUUGUAAGGGCUUCUGCCCACUCAAUUCCCUUUUAGUUUCUGUUUACAUAAUUGACCCUUUUAGGUCCAAAUUAUUAAAUUUGAUAAUUGUUUGACCCAAUUAAUUUAUAUUAAAUGAGAUUAAAGGAGAAAGUUUUUUAAAUAUUUUUGAUAAAUUUCACCAAGUUGUAUGUAGAUAUAAUGACAUGACAUUAAAUCAUAUUCACAGGAUAUGAUGUUUUUUGAGGUAUUAUGAAAUAAUUUGAUUUUGGGAUACCUAGUAUGAUUUCACAUAUUAUUUAUUUAAACUAACACCCUCAACAGUUAUGAUUUGACAUUGAUAAAUUAUUAUAAGUACUUUUAUAAUACUUUUAAUUGUGAUUUGUUUAGAAGUCCGCCAAUUGCUCGAGGAGCUUUCAAGAUACCAAAGUUAUCAAGACAACAUUAUAAUAUUGAUGUUUAUUCUCAAAUGGUUGACAAUAGGAUGGACAACAGUUAUGAAGAAGUAAAACCUUUUAAACAAAAUAUAAUAAUUAUAUUUAUAGCAAUUUACAUAUCUAUAGCGAUUUUUUCGUAAUUUUCUUUUUGGUUACUCACAUACUGGUAUUUCUAAACCAUUGUAACAUUAUAACGGUAACAUUGUUGUUAUGAUUUCAUGCAUAUUACAUUUUAACUGUUUUUAAUUGUUACCUAUAUUUAUACUGUAUUUUAAUUGAUAGGAUUCAUUUUGUGUGCGAGAUGAGUCAGACUUGUUAGAGAAACGGGUGUCCAAAAGAAAACGUAUAUUGACCCUGAGGAGUUCAGACAGCGAUAGUCCAGACGAGUGGAACAGCAAGAUGUUGCAGAAACGACCCAAAAUCAAACCAACACUGGACUCUGACUAUAGUUAACUAUAGAUUUUGGUUUAAAUUUUUAUUAUUAUUAUUUAUAUUAUUUUGUUUAUUAUAAAAUGUCAUAAUUAAAUUAAUUUUUUACAUAUAUAUAUAUUUUACAACUGAUUGAAAAUUGUUGUGCUUUAUAAAAUUAUACAGUUUGCACGUAUUUAUGUAGUGUACAUACCAUGUUGAAACAUUUAUCUACAUUUCUC